Molecule: messenger RNA, 1443 nt
Organism: Trypanosoma grayi
Lineage: Eukaryota; Euglenozoa; Kinetoplastea; Trypanosomatida; Trypanosomatidae
Product: mitochondrial processing peptide beta subunit
Exons: 1
Coding region: 1-1443 (480 amino acids)
Biological process (GO): proteolysis
Cellular component (GO): mitochondrion
Molecular function (GO): metal ion binding; metalloendopeptidase activity
Source: RefSeq, a predicted model, not a curated record
AUGCUUCGCUGCUCCUUUCGCCGCUGUGUUCCGACUGCCAACUGCACGGUGCGGAACCCACUCUGCGCCGCCGCGCUCGAUCACUGCACGCCCGUUGUGUACACGUCGUUGCCGAACGGGUGCCGUGUGGCGACGGAGUACUUCCCCAACUGCCAGUUCGCCACUGUCGGCGUGUGGAUCGACGCCGGAAGCCGCUUUGAGGACCUGCAGAACAACGGUGUGGCACACUUCCUUGAGCACAUGAACUUCAAGGGGACGGCGAAGUACUCUAAGCGGGCGGUGGAGGGCCUCUUCGAGCACAGCGGUGCGCACUUCAAUGCGUACACCUCGCGCGACCGCACCGCGUACUACGUGAAGGCCUUUCGCGAGAACGUGGAGCAGAUGCUCGACGUCGUGUCGGACCUGCUGAAGAACAGCCGCUAUGACCCACGCGACCUCGAGCUGGAGCGGCCGACGAUCCUCGCCGAGAUGCGAGAGGUGGAGGAGCUUGUCGACGAGGUGCUGAUGGACAACUUGCACCAGGCCGCGUACGACCCGGCGUCUAGCGGGCUGCCGCUUACCAUCCUCGGCCCCGUUGACAACAUCGCGCGCAACAUCAACCGCGACAUGAUCCGAGACUUUGUGCGCGUGCACUACACCGGCCCGCGCAUGUCUUUCGUCAGUUCCGGCUGCAUCCGCCCGGAGGAGGCGCACCUCCUUGCGGAGAAGUUCUUCGGCGACCUCCCCGCGACGAAUAACCGCCCGCCGCUGCAGGCGCAGUACCGUGGCGGCUUCACCGUCAUGUGGAACGAGCAGAUGGCGACGGCCAACACCGCCUUCGCGUACCCCAUCUGUGGCGCCUCACACACCGACAGCUACGCGCUGCAGCUGGUGCAUAACGUCAUUGGACAACUGCGCGAGGGGCAGUGCGAUCAUUUCGCCUACCAGCGACUGAAUCCAAAGCUGCCAUGGGAGCGGUUGCAGAGGAUUGUGCAGCUGCGACCCUUCUACACCCCGUACGAGGAGACCAGUCUGCUUGGCUACCAACUCAUCACUGCCCGCAUGCCAGCCGCCGAGAUGGGCGUCUCUAACCGGGAUGAGAGCCAAAAUGUGCUCCUAGACCACAUGCUGCGUACAUUCAACGAGUUGGCGACCACUGCCGUUGACGCAGCAUUGUUGGAGGAGGCGAAGAGCGAGUUUAAAAGUUCCGUCAUGAUGAUGCGGGAUAGCACAACGAACAGCGCGGAGGACUUGGGGCGGCAGAUGAUUCACUUCGGCCGCCGCGUGCCCAUCCGCGAGGUCUUCGAGCACGUUGACGCGGUGACGCCGGCCAUGUUCCGCGAUACGCUGGCGAAGUACAUCGGCGCUACGGUGCCCACAGUGUCGUACAUUGGCUCUGCUAGCGCUGUGCCGAAUUUUGAUGCGGCCGCGCAGAUGACGCACCGACUUGGUGAGGCGGCCUGA